Lotus japonicus is the source of this 1791-nucleotide messenger RNA. RefSeq names its product tubulin alpha-5 chain. Gene Ontology annotation, biological process: microtubule cytoskeleton organization; mitotic cell cycle. The record is from RefSeq and is a predicted model, not a curated record. The transcript has 4 exons. Lineage: Eukaryota; Viridiplantae; Streptophyta; Magnoliopsida; Fabales; Fabaceae. Gene Ontology annotation, molecular function: structural constituent of cytoskeleton; GTP binding. Gene Ontology annotation, cellular component: microtubule; cytoplasm. Bases 198 to 1550 code for a protein of 450 amino acids.
GAAAAGAGCGGACUCUAAACAAAUAUCCAAUCCCCUUUUAGUUUUUCAAAUUACACACCGAACCGUCUCUCACACACUACUACUACUAGUAACUUCACACUUCACUCACAAUUCACAAAUCAGAAAUCAGAAACUGAAACUUCCCUCUCUCUCUUCUCUCGCUUUCUCCUCUCUCGAAUUCUCAAUCUCAAUCGAAGAUGAGAGAGAUCAUCAGCAUUCACAUUGGUCAAGCCGGGAUCCAAGUCGGUAACUCCUGCUGGGAGCUUUACUGUCUCGAACAUGGCAUCCAGCCUGACGGCAUCAUGCCUUCCGACUCCUCCUUCGGCGUCGUCGCUCACGACGCCUUCAACACCUUCUUCAGCGAAACCGGCUCCGGUAAACACGUCCCUCGCGCCGUCUUCGUAGAUCUCGAACCCACCGUCAUCGACGAAGUCCGCGCCGGCACCUACCGCCAACUCUUCCACCCCGAACAACUCAUCUCCGGCAAGGAAGACGCCGCCAACAACUUCGCCAGAGGCCACUACACCGUUGGCAAGGAAAUCGUAGAUCUGUGCCUCGAUCGUGUCAGAAAGCUCGCUGAUAACUGUACCGGACUCCAAGGCUUCCUCGUCUUCAACGCCGUCGGUGGAGGAACCGGCUCCGGUUUGGGUUCUCUCUUGCUCGAACGGUUAUCCGUCGAUUACGGCAAGAAAUCCAAACUAGGUUUCACCAUCUACCCUUCCCCUCAGGUUUCCACGGCGGUUGUGGAGCCUUACAACAGCGUUCUCUCGACGCAUUCGCUCCUUGAGCACACUGAUGUGGCUGUGCUGUUGGACAAUGAAGCGAUCUAUGACAUUUGCAGGAGAUCUCUUGAUAUUGAGAGGCCUACGUACACGAACUUGAACAGGCUUAUCUCUCAGAUCAUUUCCUCAUUGACUACCUCUUUGAGGUUUGAUGGUGCGAUCAAUGUAGAUAUCACUGAGUUUCAGACUAACCUUGUGCCUUAUCCUCGUAUCCAUUUCAUGCUUUCGUCCUAUGCGCCGGUUAUCUCUGCUGCUAAGGCCUACCAUGAGCAGCUUUCGGUGCCUGAGAUCACCAAUGCGGUGUUUGAGCCUUCCAGCAUGAUGGCGAAGUGUGAUCCUAGGCAUGGGAAGUACAUGGCUUGCUGUUUGAUGUACAGGGGAGAUGUUGUUCCGAAGGAUGUCAAUGCUGCUGUUGCCACCAUCAAAACUAAGAGGACUGUUCAGUUUGUUGAUUGGUGCCCAACUGGUUUCAAAUGUGGUAUCAACUACCAGCCUCCUUCAGUUGUACCUGGUGGUGACCUUGCUAAGGUGCAGCGGGCUGUUUGCAUGAUCAGUAACAACACUGCAGUUGCUGAGGUGUUCUCUCGCAUUGACCACAAGUUUGAUCUCAUGUAUGCCAAGAGGGCCUUUGUCCACUGGUAUGUUGGUGAGGGUAUGGAAGAAGGGGAGUUCUCAGAAGCUCGUGAAGAUCUUGCUGCUCUUGAGAAAGAUUAUGAGGAAGUUGGUGCUGAGGGAGCAGAUGAUGAAGAGGAAGGAGAGGACUACUGAUUGCUUUAAUAUUUUGUGACUCAAGACAUUUUCCUUAUAAUUGUUUCAAGUAAGGAGGGCAAUGCUUCGUUACAUUGCCCUCCACCCGUUUUGUUCUUUUUUGUUCAUGUGUGAUAUAGUUCCCAUUAUUCAAUCUGUGAAAUGGCCAACAUUAUGUUUCUGAUUUAGGAUAUGCUGUUUGCGACUUCAGUUGUGUUCAUGUCAAAAGUUGAUUUUCGAUAAGUUUACUCAAUUUCUGCUA